AGAGGCUCGCAGGCGGACGUCACUCCCGCACGGCGAGUGCUGGAGCACGAGCCGUACCUCUCUCGGCCCGGGCGUCCACUCCGCCCGCCUCCUGCUUCCUCCAGGCUGCCCGCCGCCUCCUCCACCAUUGUAUAAUGUUCCCGACUCGCAAGCAGAGGACGCCGGAGUCGUAGCUCCGGCCUCGCCGAGCUCCCUGCUACCGUCGGCCCCGCGGCGGGGGCGCCCCGCAUGGAGCGGGCAUAGCUUGAGGGGUGGGCGGAAACCCCUCCGAUGCGUUAGCUCCUGGUGGACCUGCUUGUGAUAUAUGUUGGGUAAAGGAGGAAAACGGAAGUUUGAUGAGCAUGAAGAUGGGCUGGAAGGCAAAAUCGUGUCCCCCUCCGACGGUCCAUCCAGGGUGUCUUACACCUUACAGCGCCAGACUAUCUUCAACAUUUCCCUUAUGAAACUGUAUAACCACAGGCCUCUGACAGAGCCUAGCUUGCAGAAGACUGUCUUAAUUAACAACAUGUUGAGGCGGAUCCAGGAGGAACUCAAGCAGGAAGGCAGCCUGAGGCCUGCAUUCACCCCCUCUUCCCAGCCGAGCAACUCACUGAGCGACAGCUACCAGGAGGCCCCGCCUCCUGCUCCUCACCCCUGUGACCUCGGAAGCACUACACCCUUGGAGGCCUGCCUCACCCCUGCCUCCCUGCUCGAGGACGACGAUGACACUUUUUGCACUUUGCAGGCUAUGCACCCUGCAGCUCCCACUAGACUCUCUUCUCCAGCUCUCCCAGCAGAGAAGGACAGCUUCUCCUCCGCCUUGGAUGAGAUCGAGGAGCUCUGUCCCACAUCUACCUCCACAGAGGCUGCCCACACAGCAGCCUCUGAGGGCUCGAAAGGAACCUCCGGUGAGUCCAGUGUCCAGAAACCUGAGGGGCCCGAGGAAGGCCGCACAGAUGACUCAAGAUUCAUGGACUCUCUGCCUGGGAAUUUUGAAAUAACAACGUCCACGGGUUUCCUGACAGACUUGACCCUGGAUGACAUCUUGUUUGCUGACAUUGAUACAUCCAUGUACGAUUUUGACCCCUGCACAUCUGCAUCGGGGACAGCCUCAAAGAUGGCCCCUGUGUCAGCUGAUGACCUCCUCAAGACCCUGGCUCCUUAUAGCAAUCAGCCUGUUGCCCCAAGUCAGCCUUUCAAAAUGGAUCUCACGGAGCUGGACCACAUCAUGGAGGUGCUUGUUGGCUCCUGAGACCUGGGCCCACGUGACUGCGCCCAGCCAGGCCCUGCACCCUUGCAGCCCCGACAGUUUCUCCGCACUGUGCAUGGACCCUUGCUUGCCUUUUUCAGAGAAAAAGAAAAUUUUACAAAAGGAUCACACUAGUAUUUUCUUCAAGCAGAGUUGGAGUGCCUUCAUUCGAGUAUGCCCACUUUUAACACACUCUUCUGAGUGGGUUCCUCAGAGCCCUGCUGCCCUGGCGUAGGAGAGAAGACAUUUGAAGACUGUGUUGCUAAUGUUGAAAGGUGAACAUGAACAGUUCAAGUGAAGCACAAGGAUUAAGUUGGAAAAGCUGUAAAUUGCAUGUGCAUAUUUGUCUAUUUUUUCUAUAAGUUUUAUUGCAAGAGGUAAAAAAAAAAGAAUAUAUAUCUAUAUUAUUUGGAUAAUCUCAGUACCUUUUCUGGCGUUUUGCCCUGUGUAAGUUGACUUGGCAAUUCAGCCUUUUUAGAGGCAUUAACUACUCGUAAGUGUUGCAUUUACAUGGCUGUUUAGAAAACUGCUGCCCAAAUUUAUUUUAUAUUUUUGUACAGAUUCUGCAGUUUAUGAUAUUGUUUUUCUAAACACAAAUGCUGUUUAUACCUAUGAAAUAGCUAUUUUGAUAGGAUUUGCUCACAUAGUUCCUGCAAACAUGAGAUGUACAAGUUGCCCUUGUACUUUUAUAGGACUUGUAAUGUUUUAUAUGUGUGUGGUGCAAGAGAGAACUGGACCACGUCAGUCUGCAGUUGAUGUCCCCAAUGCAAAUACACACAGCGCUUUCAUAAAGGGCCAGGUGAUCUGACACCCAAAUUUCACAAGCACCAGCCCCUGGCACGGUCACCCGCCAGCACUGUGACUUCCAAAGCCAGAGCCCUGUCUGCUCAUCAAACUUGCAUUAAGCAGUUGGCGGGGAUAUGGCUGUGUUUCUUGGGGUAGGGAGGGUGGAGUUGAUGUGGCAGGCUCCUUAGCUCCCUCUUUUGAACAGAGAGGCUGCAUCAUCUUAUUUAAGAGUGGACUCAGCAGGGUGUGGUGGCACACCCCUGUAAUUCCAGCAUUUGGGAGGCAGGGGCAGGUGGAUUUUUGUGAGUUCCAGUCCAGCCAGAACUAUACAGUGAGAAAACCCUGUCUCAAGGUGGGGGUGGGGAGGGAGGGGGAACAGGGGGAUAAAAAAGAAAACAAAACUGUAUUUAUGCCAAGUUGCUAUUUUAAUUGUUUUUAUUUUAAUUUUUUUAAAAUGAAAACCCCAGUCUUUGUCUUUUGGCAUAGCUUUUAUGAUGAGACCACAAUUUUACACAACAAAAUUUUACAACAAGCAACUGUCCUUUUGCUGGAGGUGAGCCCUACUUCAGUACUUAGGCCUCCCUAGAAGGCAUCCAUCGCGCUGCUGAGCUGCCUCUCCCAUGUCCUUUUGCCGGAGGUGAGCCCUACUUCAGUACUUAGGUCUCCCUAGAAGGCAUCCAUCGCGCUGCUGAGCUGCCUCUCCCAUGUCCUUUCCCUGGAGCUUUUGUUCCCUCUGUUGCUAAGAGCUGCAAAUGGCAUCUUUCUGAUCAGCACAGUGAGCUAGCUCUACGCACCUCCGCCAGCCGGGACGCGCUCUCUCUCCUGACAUCUGUGACUAGAGCCACAGUCCACCGCCUUAUGUCAUGGUGUCCAAUCUGGUUGCUUUCCUUAAUUAACUGCUAAUUUAACUACACUUUACAAAGCUGUUAUUCCCAAAUACAUAGAGAGGAAUUUCUAUGCACGUCUCUGGCCUUCCCCUACCCCCAUGUGCUGGCCCCUCCAGCAGCUCUUUCUUUAGUGAUCCCCCAACACGUGCACUCGUGAGAUGCAGUUGUUUGUUUUAGUGUAUCAGGCCUGUUGCUGAAUCCACCUUUCUGUUUCAUGGCUCGCUCUUGCAGUGUGGUAUUUGAGCUGUUGAGUGCAGGUUACAACCUAUAUGGCUUCUUUAGAAAUAACUUUUAUAUUUAUUUAAAAAAACUUAAAUUAUGGGAUUUUGUUUUUGUUUUUGGUUGUCUUUGUUGGUCAUUUGUCAAUAUACAGUCACCAACCAAUUCUGCUCACUUCUUGCCAUGGAUAAAAUGGGCCUUUCUGGCCAAUUAAAAAGAUAAAUUUUAUAAAUGGCACUUUAAAACAAGCCAUAAAUAGAUUUAUUUUUAUAAUGCACAUGGCAAGCAAAUGCAUUUGUGAUGAAGGAACUGCUCAUCCAAGCAGAGGAUUUGUGGAUGGUGUGACUAACACCUUUUUACCUUUUCUUCACUGGAAUGUGUCUGACAGGCUGAUUGUCAGCUCUGGAGCAGCGGGAAGCUGAUCCAGCCGUGCUCCCACAGGCACCUCCAGCCUUUCACCGACCCCUUCACGCGUGUGUCUCCUUUCUUGUAGGGCAGGGACCACAUGUAGGGGAGGUUGUCGUGCACACUUGCAAGUGUCUCUGUGCCUGUCCAUCUUAAGAACUUGUCUGUCUUAUAGAGAGCAGGUCUGCCCGUACUCUGUGUGUUUUAGAACUGGAGGAUCCUGUGAACUGGCCACAUGCCACACACAUCUGCAUACAUGUGCAUAUACAGUAGUGUUGAUUAUUCCCAGCAAAAAAUGGCACAAAGCAGUUGAUUGCCAUUGUCAAAAACUGAUUUACAGUAACUUAGAACAACUGUACUUUUGUUGGAUUAGCAAAUCAUGUGUUUAAACAAUCCCAUAUGUUGGGCAACAGUUCAAAUAAGCACAGAGAAGCAUUGCCCAAACUUGGUUCUCCAACUCUAGUGCAUUUGUAAGGCUGGGCUUCAAAAUCAAAACACCCACCCCCAACACCGGCAGGCAGAGUGCUAACUCCUGAAACAUUCAUGGGAAGCUAACGGCCCUGUUUUCAGGAAGAACAAGCCCACCAAGAGUUAAGACUGUCUUUGUGUCCUGUUUAUACUAAGCGAUGUCCCAACAGGGAAGAGUUUGGAACCAGAGUGAGAGCUCCCAGUCCCAGUUUGAGUGGGGGAAUGUGCUUCUAGACGUUUCCUGGCAGUAGCGGCUCACCUUCACAAAGACAGUCUUGUGGCAUCUGAGCCAGGCAGACAGCCUGGGGUGCCUGGGCCUGACGAGCUUGUUGACAAUGACGUGCAAUGACGUGACAAGGUGAGAGCAGAAUCCUGAGGGACUUAAAGGGAUGGUUUACCCCAUAAGUUAUUUAUUCUUUUUUUUUCCUGUGUAAAUAUAUUUAUUUUACUGUGGCACUCUAAUAACAUCCUGGUGGUAUGGUGCAGAAUGUAUGGUAGGAAUGUAUUUCUUGUAGGGAUGUAGAUCUGUAUGUAUUAAAAGGGGGAGCCAAGCCAGCCCCCACCUGUCUCUUCAUCAGAUACAGUCCACAUUCAUUUUUAACUCUCAUCUCCAAUAUGGGUCUAUUUAAAAUAUGCAAAAAGGUAUGGAUGAGGAAUGUUUUAAUACCUCCAAAUUUUUAAGAAAAUCAAGCAUAAAAGAGUUGAUAAUUUUUUAAAGUUUUCUUAGUAGCACUUUCUCUUGAUGAUGGAAGGGCAACACACAGGCACCCACCUUCAUACCAAAGGGUGAGAAAUGGCCACAGACUCCUACACCACUCCAGUGUCUUUAGCAAUUGAGCUUUCUAUCGCCAUAGCCCCAACCAUCCUGAGGUCAAUCAAGGAAAAUUUCUUUACGACGUAAGCUCCAAAGAGCCAAAGUAUCAACUCACGGAUCAUUUUUAAAGCCUAAAUUUCUUACCACCUUUGCAGUAAACAGUGAAUUAUGAACACUGCAAGGGCAGCCUUCUUAAAUGACAGACACAAAGACUGCUUGUGCAGCAAUCGCUACUCUACUCUCUGAAUUGUCUUAAUUGUGAAACCUUGCUCUUACAGAUUGAACCUUUUUACAUUUCUGAAAAUAGCAGAAAGAGCAUAUUUGACUUGCCCUAGCUGUAAGUGAUUGGUUCUUGUUGCUGCCCGGCCCCUGGAUGCCAGCAGGGUGUGCAUCCGCCCGUGUGCAACUGUCUCCAGUGCUUCCAAGGGUGACUCUACAUGGCUCUUGGCCAGGAUCAAAUGCUCUUGCAAACAAAGCCAGUGUAGAUUUUAGACUUCUUUUGGGGAAUUUGGGAGAGAAGAGUAAUCCAUAUGUACAGCUAAAGUGGUGACAGUGUACAUGGGGACGUGUCGGUGCGUGGGUUUUGAGGAAGGAGGUGUGACCUUUCCCCACAGACCUGAGAGCUGUGCCUUUUCUAUGCAAUAUUACAGACGUCACAUCAGAACCCAGAGGGCUGUGUUCAAUAUAGAUUCAUUCAGGCUGUAUUCUAAACAAUUGGACAGAUUAAAUGUACAUGGAAAUGAGCAGUCUUUUGUAGUUUUAUAUUAUACA
Molecule: messenger RNA, 5578 nt
Organism: Mus caroli (Ryukyu mouse)
Lineage: Eukaryota; Metazoa; Chordata; Mammalia; Rodentia; Muridae
Gene: Sertad2
Product: SERTA domain containing 2
Cellular component (GO): nucleus
Molecular function (GO): transcription regulator activity
Source: RefSeq, a predicted model, not a curated record